Molecule: messenger RNA, 1805 nt
Organism: Phyllotreta striolata
Lineage: Eukaryota; Metazoa; Arthropoda; Insecta; Coleoptera; Chrysomelidae
Source: the annotation of a GenBank genome assembly
CUUGACAUUUAAUUAACCUCAACUUUUUUCGCGUUGACGACGCGACUGCAUAUUUGAAGACGAAUAAUUAAGCAUAGGCGAUAGUCUUUGCUAAAAAAAAAUCAUGUCGAAGGGGUACAGCGAUGAUUAUGAUCAGGGUUACGAUUAUACCUACGAUGACUACGGAUCCCACACGGGUGAUCCCAGCUUGGACGAAUACAAUCGACAGCAUUUUAAGAUGCCCGAGAGCGUGAAAAACUUUCUGGUAUACUUCAGAAAUAACGUUAACGAAGGGUUGAUAUUCGAAUUGCAAGCUUUAUACGAACACACCUGGCCGAAAUUGACCGAGGACUAUUUCGAGAAAAGGCCAUGGCCUGAAGAGAACGAAGUAGCUACUAUAGUCGAUAACGAUCCCGUGUUUAUGAUUCUCUACAAAGAAUUAUACUUCAGACACAUCUACGCGAGGAUCCAAGGAGGCCCGUCGCUCGAGCAACGUUUCAAUUCGUUCUACAACUAUUGCGAUCUCUUCAACUACAUCCUGAGCGCUGAAGAGCCCGUACCGUUGGAAUUGCCCGAUUUGUGGCUGUGGGAACUGAUCGACGAAUUCGUCUAUCAAUUCCAGUCGUUCGCCCAAUAUAGGGCGAGAUUGCAGAGUAAAAAAGAGCAGGAAUUGGAAACGUUGCAUUCCAACAAUAAAGUGUGGAAUGUCUUGUGCGUGUUGAACGUGCUGCAUUCGCUGGUCGAUAAAAGCAAUAUUAAACAACAAUUGGAGGUUUAUGCAAGCGGAGGAGAUCCGGAUUCCGUGUCUGGAGAGUUCGGCAGCCACUCGUUGUAUAAGAUGUUGGGGUAUUUCUCGUUGGUUGGUUUAUUGAGAUUGCAUUCAUUGCUCGGCGAUUAUUAUCAAGCCAUUAAAGUAUUGGAGAACAUCGAAGUUCAUAAGAAAUCCCAAUAUGCUCAUAUCCCGGCUUGCCAAAUAUCCACAUCGUAUUACGUCGGAUUCGCCUACAUGAUGAUGAGACGUUAUUCAGACGCUAUUCGAACGUUCUCUUCGAUUCUGUUGUACAUACAACGUACGAAACAGCUAUUUGCUUCGAAAACUUACCAACACGAUCAGAUCAACAAGCAAACGGAUCAGAUGUAUCAUUUGCUGGCCAUUUGCUUGGUGUUACAUCCGCAAUGCAUUGACGAAUCCAUUCAGCAGACGUUGCGUGAGAAGUCCUACCACGAAAAAAUGUACAAAAUGCAGUACGGGGAUUUGCAGGAGUUUGAGAGCAGUUUCACGUACGCUUGUCCGAAGUUUCUCUCGCCUUAUCCGCCUCCGAUCGAUUCACUUCCAGGUGAUUAUUCGAAGGACGCCAUCCAACAUCAAACGCAGGUAUUUAUGGAGGAAGUGGCCCAACAGAAGAUGCUGCCGACUAUCCGGAGCUACCUUAAGCUAUACACCACGUUGCCUUUGAGCAAAUUGGCCACGUUCAUGGCGCAGAAUAGCCGAACGAACGAGGCCAGCAGGGAUUUGGCUAAGGAAAUUCAGAGCUUGGUGAUACAUUUGUUGUGUUUCAAGCAUAAGAUGAAGAACGUGGUGUGGUCGAGGGGGGCGUCGGGAUUGGAAGGGAAAUUCCAAAGCGGAUCGGAGCUCGAUUUUUAUAUCGAUAACGAUAUGAUCCACAUCGCUGAUACGAAGGUGGCCCAUCGAUACGGGGAUUUCUUCAUUAGAAAGAUUGUCAAAUUCGAGGAUCUUAACAGGAAACUUCAUCAACUUAAACUGUAAUUUACUCGUAACGUUUGUAUUGUACUUUUUAAGGGUUGAAUAAACGAGUUCUCUCACA